Python bivittatus (Burmese python) is the source of this 4656-nucleotide messenger RNA. RefSeq lists its product as uncharacterized. Gene Ontology annotation, molecular function: sequence-specific DNA binding; DNA-binding transcription factor activity, RNA polymerase II-specific. The record is from RefSeq and is a predicted model, not a curated record. Gene Ontology annotation, cellular component: nucleus. NCBI's taxonomy places the organism in Eukaryota, Metazoa, Chordata, Lepidosauria, Squamata, Pythonidae. Gene Ontology annotation, biological process: regulation of transcription by RNA polymerase II.
AGCUGGCUGAGAAGGUCACAAAUGAUGAUCACGUGACUCUGGGACAUUGCAAGUGUUAGAAGUGCGAGCUGGUUGCCAAGCACCUGAGUCUUAAUCAUGUGACUAUGGGGGUGCUGUGAUGGUUGUAAGCGCAAGGACUGGUGGUGAGUCCCUUGGUUCAGCGCCAUUGUAACUUUGGACAGUGACUAAACAAAUGGUGGUAAGUGCCUGUAUUUGCACUUACAUUUGGGAUAUUGUGGCACCACUUUUUACAUGGCUUAACCUCAGGAUUUUUAUUUAUUCAUGUUGCCCUUUUAUUUAUAUAUUUUGAAAGAAUAUAAGGAAUAGGCGGUAAGGAUAAGAAAAUCAGGUAAAGAAAUAUGGGCAAAUAAGUAACAAAUCUGGAAUAUAAAACGAAUACAUUGUGCUUGAUCCUUAGAAGCUUAUGGUAUCGUCAAAUAUUUCAUAUCCAUUUUCUAAUCAAAAUCCAUGUGUCCUUGUUGAGUUUGAAGUUAAAAAUGCUUAGUUAAAACAAAUCAUUAAAAAAAACUAGAAAUAGUAGAUCAUGCAUUAAAGCAAUCAUAUAAUUAUCCAUCAAGUGAAAAUAUGGACUCUAAAACCCAAAUUUUGCAGGCAGCAUAAUUCUGUGUAUAAGAUUGUACAUAAGAAUGGUUUCCAAUUAAAAUUAAAACCUACGUUGGGUUUAUUUUUUAAGUAUAAAUUUAUUCUAGGCAUUGAGGCAUGUUCCCACAGGGCAGUCCACCAUUCUUGAAAGGAGAAAACAACUCCAGGAUUUUAGAACAAGGCACCAAGGCUGGACUCGGGGGCAAUUUGGAGCCAGUUUUCAUAAAUCUGAGAGAGAUGAUGCACUGUGUAUGAACUCAGCCCCUCUGCUUGAAGGUUCGAGAGAGCCAGAGCUGUUGGUUUAUCCCAACUUGGCUGUCCUCCAGAUACGCUGGACUACAGCUCCCAUCGCUUCCCAGGCAGCAUGGGCCUGCUAGCUGGGGGUGAUGGAACUGGCAAUCCAACUUCAUUUGAGAGCAUCUUGUUAAAAGUCCGGUCUGUGGUCUUUAUAAAGGCCCUUUUCUGGAAUGCGAUUUUCCCGGCAAAAUUCUCUCUAAGGGUUAAACUGACUGAGACUUACAUUCCUAGUGUGUCUUCUAGGAAGAAGGGUUGUAAAUUGGGUUUAAGUCACUUCCUGCUUUUAACACUGUUCCCCCCACCUUUCCAACGAAUUUUUUCCACUCGGGGGUCAAUGGCCAGGCGAGAUCUGCCAGGCAGGACGAGUUGUUUUACCAAACGCUGCAGCCCUGUACGCCUGCGUCUGACCAGACAGCCGUAGCUUCAGCUUGCGAGCAAGCCUGCCACGAUGUUGUGUGAGUGUGCGUCUGCGCACAACGUAUUCAUCAGACUCUUCACCCACCUUCUCUGGAGGAGCUCACGGCAAUGAAUCUCGGAAUCAGAGGGUCCCAGGGAUCCUUAGAGGUCAUCUAGUCCGCUCCCUGUUGAGAGAAGACCCUCCAGUUUUUACCCAAAGCAUCUCACCCGCAAGGUCCCUGAGAUUCACAUUCGCUUCCCUGCCGCCACUCUUCUCAGGACUCUGCCUACUUCUUACAUGCAAAUACUCGUGACUCAGCCAUUCUCCCUUUUGUGAUCUGUCCUCCAAGGUAAGGAAAGAACCCUCUGGCUAGCUGGAACCAACCCGUCUUCCCUCUUUGGUGGCUGUAUCCUCCAGCCAGUGUUACCAAGCAACAAUCUGUUGACUUUGUAGAAUCAAGAACUCGCGUCCGUGCACCUCGUUUCUCCAAAUUCCAGCUGUCUUUGUCCUGAAGAUGAGGACAGAGCAAGGCGAUGCUUUGCCUGCAAGUCCAGAGUUGAGGGACGCGCUGAACCAGGAAGAGAAAAUGGGUGAACCAGAUGUGGUAGGCCCUCAAAUGGCACCCCAGGUCUCCCUUGGCUUUCAGGCAGGGAAUAACAGGAAAUACCAGGAAAGAAAGGGAGCAGCCAUCUUGGACGAGGAGAAUGCAAUCCGCUUGGACACACCCCAGGAUCAGAGGCGAAGCCAGGAGUGUCAGAGGCAGAGGCUGUUAGGUUUCUUCCUGGAGAAAGUAGAAGAAGAUCAGGGACCGGUGACCUUUGAGGAAGUUGCCGUGCGUUUCACCAAGGGGGAAUGGGGGAUGCUGGAUCCAGAGCAGAGGGCGCUCUAUCGGGAGGUCAUGGUGGAGAACUACGGGACUGUGGCCUCUCUGGAAGGGCCUCCAGUUCCCAAACCUGAUCUCAUCUCCUGGUUGGAAGACAAAGAAGAGAUAUACAGCCCAAGCUCUGAAGAAGGAGAUGGGAAAAGAGGUGUCACCUGGGGAAAUGAUGGCCACAGUAGAUCGGUUGGGGUGGUGUCUGAUGAAGGGACGGGCAAAGAAGUAGAAGAUCAUCUGUGGAAUCAGAGAGGGGAAAAGAAACAAGAAGAGAACCAACCAGCCAAAAUAUGGCCAAAGGAAUCGGCAGGUGAUGAGACGAUACCUGGAACCGACACCAAGACGAGUGGGGGCCUCCUGUCCAAAGAACCCCUGCAGGCUCUGCCAGGAGGGUCACAAACAAGGGUCCCCCUUGUGAUGGAGAUGGCUGAGAGUGAUGUCUGGGAAAGUGGGAGUGAAUGGGAACCUUAUGGGGUAUUGUCAGAAGAUACGGAGGAUGAGGACACAGAAAGCAACUUUGGGAACCCAAAAGGGCCAGAGAGGAAUAAAGAAACCCAAGUUGAAGAGUGGCUGAAUAAAGACAAUUCCCAGGAAAGCAACUACAGUGGAAUGUCGGUGCAACAAAAAAUCUACAAGGGCAAGAGGAAGAACCAGUGCAAAGUUUGUGGGAAAAGUUUCACUCGAAAGGCAAGCCUUAAAGUUCACCAGAGAAUCCACACAGGGGAGAAACCCUAUAAAUGCACCGUCUGUAGCAAGGGCUUUUGUGACAAAACCAGCUUUCUUCGCCACCAGAGAAUCCACACCGGGGAGAAACCGUACAAAUGCCCAGAAUGUGGAAAGAGUUUUAAUCGGACCACAAAUCUGAUUACCCAUCAAAAAACGCACGUGGAAAGCAGAGAGAAGACCUUUCAUUGCUCCAGCUGCAGCAAAAGUUUUUACAACAAGUACAGCCUGAAGACCCACUGGCGAAGCCACACCGGGGAGAAGCCAUAUAAGUGCUCCAGUUGCAGCAAGAGCUUCUGCGAUAAGUCCAACCUGGAAGCUCACUGGCGCGUGCACACCGGGGAGAGGCCUUUCGAAUGUUCAGAAUGCGGGAAGAGCUUCAGUGACCGCAGAACCCUUCUUCGCCACCAGAGGAUCCACACGGGAGAGAAGCCGUACAAAUGCACCGAAUGCGGGAAGAGCUUCAACGACCUCGCCACGCUUCUCCGGCACCAGAAAAUCCACACGGGAGAGAAACCCUAUCGGUGCACUGAGUGCGGGAAGAGCUUCAACCAGAGCUCACAUCUCAUCCGACAUCAGAACACGCAUGACGCCAAACGCCAUAAAACCUUGGAACCAAAGCGUGGGUCGAAGGCUUCCAUUGGGGCCAACAUCUUCCUGGAUAUCGGAAGCUUCGCCCAAGAGAGCUAUUACCAGUACACUCACCCCACAGAGCCUUUCCACUGGCCCCUUUCGUCGUAUUCAUCUUCCACUGAGCCAGGGGAAGGAGGCAUGCCAAACCUGUGGACUAUUCAGGAGACAUCUGUGGGAGAUCAAGCCAUCCUGGUUAUGAAAGAAUUCACAGAGGAGAGGACCUUAGCCCUGUGAAGGUUGUGGGUGCAAAAGAGACUUCGGCUGCAGCUACACUUUCUGGGCAUCCUAACCUGGUCAACCCACAAGCUGUGCAAAGGUUGAAUCCCAUCCUGAAAAUGAACCCGUUUUCCAAGGACAGACUCAUUGAUCCGAAAUCACAGAGCAGGGCUUUCUUUGGAAAGAGACCAGAUUCUUUAGGAAAGAUGGAAGGCAUGAAAUUCCUGGACAUCUUCACUGUUUGCUCACUGUUUGGCUGCGGGCAAUGAUUGGAGAGAGAGAGAGAGAAAUAUACAUUCUCCAAAGACCGGAUUUAGGGUGCAAGCUUGGGGAGGGGAGGAGAAGGACAAGAGAUUGAUGGUUCAAAAUUGUGCUACUCCAGCAGCAAGUUCAGAUCUCACGGUUUGGCCCCCAGGGCUGUUUUCUCAGUCCCCAGGGAAGCAAAAAGAAUAAUUGAAUUCAAGCAGUUGAAAGAAAAGACAAUAGAAUAUCCUGCCUUGAAGAGCAGGAGUUCUUUCUCCUCCCCGUUUUUGAAAUGGGAUCCUUUUUAGCUGAACCAGGUGAGAAAUGCUGGGUCUCUUCCGCUUGCUCUGACUUCCUUGAACGAACCCCAGGUUCAAAAGGGAGGGGGCAGGAGGGCUGUUGGCGUUGGUAAAUAAAAGGAUAGCCUCUUUUGUCCACUGAAUAGAAAUUUAAACAUGCAGAAAGAUUGCAGAUGAGGAACAGGUGGUCCAAAGAAAUUGGGACAAAAGCGUGGACAUGAAGCAAGACUGCUGUUUUACGAAUACCCUUUUUACUGUUUAAUUUUCAAAGAAGAGAUCCUCCAAAGGAGUGUUUCUCAGCCUUGCCAACUUUAAGAUGUGCGGACUUCAACUCCCAGAAUUCCCAGCCAUUCCCAGAAUUCCCCAGUCAG